Messenger RNA from Trypanosoma cruzi, 972 nucleotides. RefSeq lists its product as uncharacterized. The transcript has a single exon. Bases 1 to 972 code for a protein of 323 amino acids. The record is from RefSeq and is a predicted model, not a curated record. NCBI's taxonomy places the organism in Eukaryota, Euglenozoa, Kinetoplastea, Trypanosomatida, Trypanosomatidae.
AUGUGGGCCAGGACGAUUCUCCGACUCUGUAGUAGUAAGCAGCCCGGCACGACGGCACCUGCGGCCGUCGGCUCGUCGUGGAUGACAGCUGCUGCGUGGGCCAGUCUAGGCAGUGAGUUUGCUGGCGUGAGCGAAGACAAAUUUCUCCGGCCGAGGCCCGACAAAUUCUUGACUCCUCGCGCCACCACUGACGUGGCUGUGUCGGAGGAGCUGCUGCAGUCCAUGGUUGAAGAGAACGAGGAGCGGUAUAAGGGCAUCGACGUGCGUGACCCCUCUUCGAUGGCGGUCUACGAGGGGGAUCGUCCACGGUGGAUGACGCUGGGCAGUCAAGUCCGAGCGGUCUCCGAGUUCAUCUCGGGGCACUUGUGUCAUCAUAUUUCCCUACCAGAGUGGAAGGCGUUGUUUGACUUGCAGUACGCAGAGAUGGAUUUGACCUACUGGCUGUACGUGCUACACGUUCACAUGGUUAGCCGACGUGCCACCAGCAUUCCUAUUGAGAAGUUUAAUCGCCGCCGUGAGGUGCUGGAGGAGAUCCUACUCACCAUGUUUGAAAGCUGGGCCGCAACGUCAGAAGACAUCAUGGGGCGCCCUCCGCUGAACAAAAUACGUUUUUACAUAAAAGACAUGUAUUACGUCACGGCUGUAAACUUUGAGGAGGCCCUUCUGCACGACGGCGCAGGGGCGGACUUGAUGCUUUUAGGGUUUUUAAUGAAAUUUUGUCCACUGCCGCGGCCGGAGGAUGUGCCACUCUACACGUACUACUCGCUGGUGCACUACGUUCGAUUUCACACCGCCCUGUUGGACCGCAUUCCUGACGAUCUCAUUGCGAAGGGGAACUUCAACUUUCUUUCGCCCACAGACCCCCGCAUAUUUGAGCGGUACGACGACGUUGCACUCGACCGCGUCAUCCGCUCGUGGACGGUGGACGGCGCAAAUGCUGGCGAUUCCAGCGACGAGACCGGCGUUAAGUGA